AUGGCUGCCAAGCUGCGAGCUUCACUAUAUCACGUCUUCUGCCUCUUCCACAAUCACCCGCCGAUCAAUUCGAGGUCUCCCCAGUCAGGCAGUCCGUCAUCGAGCACGAAGGCGAGCAAGGAUGUAAAUGGCACGCAAGUAAAGGGAUCUUCGCCUAGAAAGGGUGAUGAAGCUGGCGAGAGUCGAAGGCGCCCUGGUAAGGCGGCUUUACGCGACGCGAUACCAUCGAUGGUGUCGGAAGCCUCAUAUGUCACCAACCCGUACGCUUCAGGACAAACACCUCCUCCUGGCCUGUUCUUGCCCGCCGAAGCCAGACGAACUCCCACACGUCCACCUGGUCUCCCGAAAAUCAAUAUUGCAGCCUCGCAGGCAGCAGCGACGUUCCUGCUUCCGCCGCUCAACUUCUUGCCGAUGGUUAGGGAGCACUUCACCACAGCACAACAUCUUGCUAGCAAUCUGUUGUCGCCCACCCACGCACUUCGACUUUCGGUGGCCCUCGAACAUGCCGCAUUCUUGUGGGACUGCGCCAAAGAAUAUGAGCGAGCGCGCAAGCUUGCACGACGUGCAAUACGAGAAGUGUACAGCUCAUCCGAUGGUCUGGACGAUGACGAGUUUGCGGAUGCCUCUGCGCUCGUACAAGCGCUCAGUGGUAUCGUGAAACGAGGGUCAAACGAAUCGACACCUGUCAAACCAGAAGACACCCCCGCUCCGCAACCUGUCGCAGCUAAAACCGUCCAUCGUGUCCCUCGGAAACCAGUGCCUCCACCUCCAGAGACGAAACCAAAGCAGCAUACGAUUGAUCGUACAAUAUCGGUCAGCCCAGAGGCCAACCGACGCAAGGGUACCAGAACAGCAGCGCAAACCCAGCAGAUCCCCGUUCGAGCAAGUACGCGUACGCCUGAGCGUCUCAGUACCGUUCCCGAAGUGGGAGAGUCCACCGACGAAGCAGCACGAAGCGUGACCCACGCAACGUUCAGUGCUCCAGCAUCUCACCAGGGGACAGUCAGCCCACCUACAUCCCGACAACCAACAGUUUCGCCACCCAUCACCCGCCUCAGCAGUCGUGGAAGUCGACGCGAACAUCGAAGCGGGCGUACCUCCUCCACCGCAUCAGCUUCCGAUAAAGCCACCAAACGCAAGAUUGUCGAGCAAGCAGAACAAGAUCUCAUCAGACGGCAAAGUCAGAGUAAUCGCAGCGGCUCACGUUCCACAGACACCAAAGUCCGCCGACGGAAGAGUAGUGAAAAGCGAAGCGAAGCCAGCAAUGGUACUGCACGCCAUCAGGAAGAUUCCGAUGUGAAAAGGAGACGAAGCGGGAGCAAUGCCAGUGGUGGCUCACAACCACAUAGCCGGCAAGCAACGCCACCUGAAGGACUUUCCACCAAGCGAUCCGGUAACAAAGGAGUCAACCAAACGAAACGCGCACGUCGUAAAGAAGCUCGUCAAAAAGCGGCGGCGGCGGCGGCCAGUAUCGCAUCGGAUGAAUCACUGGCCACGCAAAUUAAAAUAUCGCCAGUUUCGGAUAAACAACAUCAUCCUCUACCACCCACACCUGCGCCACUCGUACCGCCACAUUCUCGACUUCCACCCACUCGACCUCUUCCAUCUCCACCCACUCAUCAGAUCCCAGCUACAGUCCAAACAGAGAUUCGAACCUCUCCCUCUCGACCUCUCCCACCUCUCCCAAAUGGGAAGCUUCCGGCCCCAACCCUUCAAUAUAGUAGAUCUCCCGAGAAGCGCACAUCCGUCCCCCCUAGCUACACUCGGUCUCCGCCGCGAGUAACAGAGCAAGCAAAGUACUCGACCACACGGACUGCUCGGGAGGCUCCAUCACGACGUACCACGGUCUCGGAGAGGAAAUCUCCGCCCGUUGACGAACGACGAGAUGCAAUACUCAGGACACUGGAGAUAAUCUCGGCGGUUUCAAGAGGUUUUGUCACUACUCGACACAGCAGUAGCCGGGCUGGCAGAAUGAGAGUCGUUUGA
Ramularia collo-cygni is the source of this 1986-nucleotide messenger RNA. RefSeq lists its product as uncharacterized. The record is from RefSeq and is a predicted model, not a curated record. NCBI's taxonomy places the organism in Eukaryota, Fungi, Ascomycota, Dothideomycetes, Mycosphaerellales, Mycosphaerellaceae. The coding region runs from base 1 to 1986 and encodes 661 amino acids. The transcript is spliced from 2 exons.